Messenger RNA from Ostrinia furnacalis (Asian corn borer), 2219 nucleotides. RefSeq names its product tissue factor pathway inhibitor. The record is from RefSeq and is a predicted model, not a curated record. Bases 1813 to 2163 code for a protein of 116 amino acids. Gene Ontology annotation, molecular function: serine-type endopeptidase inhibitor activity. Lineage: Eukaryota; Metazoa; Arthropoda; Insecta; Lepidoptera; Crambidae. The transcript has 5 exons.
UUGUGUGCACAACCAAAUUGUACUUGGAUUUUGAACUUAUGCCGUCUGCCGUCGGAUUCGAACUCGCACCUUUAUCUCUGAUUACGACAGCGCGACGGUCAAAGCAAUAAAUGCCGCAGGAUCGUAACUGUGUGCUCUUGCCUUUACUUAACGAAUAUUCUAAAAUCAAAUUCUCUGUGUAAUCCAUUUUAUAUAAAUUAUUGAAGUAUAUAGUUAUAGAAUAAAAUGUUUCAAUGAUUGUCGAAUUACCAAAACACGAGUGUAUAUUUGAGGCGAUUAUGAAGUUGCUGAUUCAAUUAUGUCGAUCAAUUGUGCGAGUUUUGUCGAUAAAAUUGUGGAAGAGAGCAGUGUUGAUCCGCGGCCUCGAGUGUACACUAGGUUAACUGCACAUAAUAGUUGUAAUUCACUAGCACCGUAUUGUUAAUUCUGGCUGAAAGCCCUGUCUACAUCCAAACAUGUAUAUGUUACUAUUUAAUUUUUUACUUGACCUGCCAGAGAAAUGUUACGUUAUUAAUAAAUGAUUAUGUCGAAAUUAUGUAUAUAUAUGAUGUAAUAAAUUAAGAAAAAAAAUACAAUAAGUUUUCGUAAAGAUGCCUUAGACGUUUUAAGACAUUUUAGUAAUCUGAAAUGGUAAUACUUAAUUUAAUUUAUACCCUUUUUAGUUUUUUCAAUUUUACAUGGUAACUUAUUCACAUUGUGCAUCGGAGUCGGAUAUGAAGUCACUCGCGUGUUGCUUUGAGGUAAUCGUUUAAACGCAGAUUUACUUUUAUUUUAACAAUGUGUGUUGGUUGCGAUAUUUCAUUAACAAGGUUUGCGGUAUUUGAGACGAUCAUAGGAACAUAGUGGCUUAGAUUACAUGCCGAAAUAAUUAUGACAAAUGGGAUUAUAGUGUAUUAGUUGAAUAUCUCGCGCGGCCGAGUGUACGCUGCUUGUACAAACUAUUGGAAUGUGCUCCAAUGUUUGUUAUGUUGGAUUUGAAUGUUUCACUGAAUAUAAUCCUAUAUUUGUUUAAUUUGCUUUAUUUUGUGCAAGGCGUUCCCCUCACGGAUGAUUUUGAAGCGGAAUGUAGGCUAGGAACCAUUGGACCAAACAUAAAAAAGAUACUACUUACAAAAAAGAUCAAGACAGUUUCAGUAUCAUCAGAAAUGUUUGGGGAACCUUACUUUGGUUAAUAGUAUCAGUUAUUAUGUAAAGCAGAAGAAUUAAAGUUAGUGUGUGUGGAACUAUCAUGUGACAUGUUUUAGCGUAAAUAUUGGCAACUACUAUAAAGUCCAUGUCUACCGUUGUAAUGAGAACCUAAGCGUCAUCAUCGUCUACAUAAGGAUAUGUUACUGGCGAGUGACGUCAUAUUGAUCUUACAUAGACACUUUGACAGUUCAAAUUUUUUGGUAUGCACACACACAAUUUACAGACACUGAUCCUUUUCGUAUGAUAAACAUUGUGAAGAUCUUGCUAUGAGUGAAGAGAUGCAAUGAACUGAAAAUGCGAAAAUCUGUUAGGAAGUAACCUCUAGUAGUAAAAGCCAAAGAACACUUGACACCAUAAUACAUUCAUUUAAACACAUGAUACAGUUACCUAAGGAAUUACAGUGUAAGUAUCAUUUACUCAAUUCUAUACAAAUAUUUAUUCAAUAGAGUUCGAUUUGAUUAACUUAUUUUUCUCUACAACAGGGAUGAAGAAAAUCUGAAUAUCAACAAUGUGCUAAGACGACGGUGAACGUAAAGUGCUCCGUGAAUCCGUGAGAUUGACUGCUCUAGAGAAGCUCGCAUAGAUAUUUGGAACUGGGAUUAUUGGUGCCAACUUCAGCCGAAGAUGGGCAACUGUUCUCAAAGUAUGAUUAGGUUUUAUUACGAUGCACAGAUUGACCAGUGCGUGACAUUCACCUACACAGGAUGCAAUGGGAACAAAAACAAUUUUGCCACUGUGACAGAUUGCGAAAGAUAUUGCAAAGGUGCAGCCUUCAUGUCGAUCAAAGAUACGACGAAUCCAUCUUUCUGUUCUCUACAACCAAACGCUGGGCUGUGCAUGGCUAUGUACUUCAAGUUCUACUACGACGUGAACGAUGCGACCUGCAAGAGGUUUAUUUACGGGGGCUGUGGUGGCAACCAGAACAGAUUCGACUCUGCAACCUACUGCAUGAAUAGAUGCCACCAGGACGCUUAAUACCUUUCGGAUUUCGGUAAUUUAUUAGGUUAUAAUUGGUCCUACUAAUAUAUUUU